AUGAUUUAUGGGCUUUUUCGGGAUGGAGAUGUUAAAUGUGCUGAAAAUGUGUUUGAGAACAUGGAGAACAAAGACAUUGUGUCUUGUAAUUCCUUGAUAUCUGAUUGCUUUAUGGCGUUUGACAACAUGCACUUGAGAGAUGUGAUUUCUUGGAAUUUGAUUAUUGCGGGCCUAGUGAAGGAUGGGGAUUUUGAUAAGGCUGAGGAUGACGAGGACUAUGGUGGUAGUUCGGGCUCCCAAAUUUCGCAAUUACGCAAGGUCCCUCAUGUAGGAGGCGUGAACCGCAUAUGCCAAAAUCCUCAUAUUUAUACGAGCCAUGUUCAGGUGCGGGAUUUGAGCUCGCAAUUGAAGGCUUUGGUAGGAAGAGAUAUUGAGACUCUCCAUUGGGACUCGUUUGUGAAUGAUCGGGAAAAACAAUAA
Molecule: messenger RNA, 420 nt
Organism: Striga asiatica
Lineage: Eukaryota; Viridiplantae; Streptophyta; Magnoliopsida; Lamiales; Orobanchaceae
Source: the annotation of a GenBank genome assembly